Molecule: messenger RNA, 1835 nt
Organism: Sinocyclocheilus rhinocerous
Lineage: Eukaryota; Metazoa; Chordata; Actinopteri; Cypriniformes; Cyprinidae
Product: mannose-P-dolichol utilization defect 1 protein-like
Exons: 8
Coding region: 353-1126 (257 amino acids)
Biological process (GO): oligosaccharide biosynthetic process
Source: RefSeq, a predicted model, not a curated record
UUUAUUUAUUAUAUUUUAUUUAUUAUAUCGGCUGUAUGAGCCUCGAGCGCCCCCUGUAGAAACACAUUUUCCUCUAUUUUAUCCCUCCGCCCCCCAGUGCUGAUGGCAAGGCGUUUGACAAACAUUUGCGUAAAUUUAUGUAAAUACAAAACGUCUAAUUUGUGAAAACCGAAAAGUAAUUCAGAUCAUUUACCUUAAUUAAACCACUUCCAGGAAAAUGGGGCUCUCAUUUCGGUAGCGGUGAAAACAUCAUUAGGCAGCUGUUGCAGUGACUAACCAGAGACGACCCUCUAAACUUAAACAUCAUUGAAUUGCGUAGGUACACGAUAACACGAACAGGAAUACAAAAACUAUGGACACGUCUGAUGAAGGGAGGAUGUCUCGUUUGAAAGAAUUUUUGCUAACUUUCUUCAUGCCAGAAAGAUGUUAUGACCAGUUUUUCCUUUACUUCAACUUUAUGCACGUUCCCUGUCUGAAGAUUGUCUUAAGUAAAACUAUGGGAAUAUUGAUUUUGGUGGGAAUUGUUAUUGCUCCACUCCCUCAGAUCUGGAAAGUUCUUUGGUCUGGAAGUUCUAAUGGACUGUGUAUGGCCUCCAUUUUUCUGGAAAUGUUGGCCAUCUCUACUCAUGCAGCUUUCUGCUGCGCUCAAAAAUUUCCCAUUGGUGCCUGGGGGGAAUGUUUGUUUGCAUUGAUCCAGAUUGCUGUCCUGGCUUUGCUUGUCCCGCACUACCAAGGGAAAACCAUAAAAGGUGUCAGUUUUCUUGCUCUAUACUGUGGCUUUAUGUUCCUCCUUGCCUCACCUUUGACUCCUGUGUCAGUGGUUUGGACCCUGCAUGAGUGGAAUGUGCUGCUGGUUAUUGCUGGCAGGUUUUUCCAGGCAAGAAGUAACUUCAGAUGGGGACACACCGGACAGUUGUCUGCGCUCUCUGUUUUCCUGGUCUUUCUUGGCUCUCUGGGACGCAUCUUCAGUUCACUGCAGGACACAGGCCUUUCUCUCUCAACUCAGUUGCAUGCAGUGACCUGCUGUUGCAGUGUGGUGAUACUGGCACAGGUCCUGAUGUACUGGAGUAAAAGCAUGAUAAACAGCGAGAAAGAAAGGCAAGUGGAGAAAGACAAGGCUGAAUAAAAGAGGUAAAAUACACUUGAUGGACUAUUGAUGUUCACUCAAUGCGGGCGUUUGUAAGUGUGAUUUUCCACCUUUUGUCAGAUAAAUGGUCUGUGUUUAGUAAUAGCUUGAUUAUUUCCAGAUAUUGAUUAAGUUAAUUCAGUUUAACUACAAACCAUCUUGCACAUUUUUUCUUAAAUUAGCUCCUGGGCACAUAGUUUCAUCGCAUACUGAUAUCAAAUCUAUAUCGAGUUAAUUCAGCUAAAGACGUUUGAAUAUUUGGCUAGAAUGUGGAAAGUACCCAAACUAUUUUAUUUGCUUGGGUAAAUGUAGUACAAAUAGGAUGUAUUUAUCAUUUUGUUUAAAUAUGGGAAAAUGCACAUCACAAGGUUAAUUCACAAGUCAGCCUCUGUGUGGCAGUAGUUAUUUAUAAAGCUGGUGAUUAUUGCAAUAAAGCGCCAGUAGGUGGCAGAAGAGUAGUCUUUAUCAUAUUGCGUAUUACUGAGUUUCUACUGUUCAUGCUGCCUCUAUACUAUAUCACUAUAAAUACAUGUUGUUCUUUCUUUCUGGCACCUGGUCAGAUAUCUUUUUACUUUCUUGGAUUUACACCUCAGAAUGUGCAUUUGCACUCCUGGAAAAGAGGUUGUCAAUCAUUAAAUGUCUCAUGAAAUGUUUGCAAAUUCACUUUUCAGUCCUAAACUGUGGUUUCUUUUUUUCUAAACUUUAAACU